Messenger RNA from Linum tenue, 2572 nucleotides. Lineage: Eukaryota; Viridiplantae; Streptophyta; Magnoliopsida; Malpighiales; Linaceae. The record is from the annotation of a GenBank genome assembly.
UUCCUUCUCCCAUUUCUUCUCGUCGUCUCCCUCUUCUGCGCCUCUCGUUUCAUUUCUCUCGCCCCUCUCUUUUUCCCUCCCCGCUGGAAAAAAAAUAAGAAUCCCCCAGAAAAGCGGAACAGGGCGAGAAGGCAAAGCAAAAGAACCGCUUCUAAUCUCUCCGGCAGGCCGCCUGAAUUUUCCGUCGACAUGGCUUCAGAUUUUGUUCUGCAAGUUCCUGCUGAGCUGGAGUCGGCUCUGCAGAUGAGGACUGUGCGCUACUUCGACACCCGGAGGCCGUGGCUCGAUCUCUAUGGAAUCCACGUACGUCCUGUUGCGCCAUUUGGGAGCACGAGUAGGAGACUAGAUGCUGAUCCAGCGCUAAUUCACCGUUCCUUGCCCGACGAGUUGCUCUUCGAGGUAUUUGCACGGAUGAAUCCCUAUGAUUUGGGAAGGGGAGCUUGUGUAUGCAGAAAGUGGAGAUAUGCUAUUCGUAGCCCUGUUCUGUGGAGAAAUGCGUGCUUGAAGGCUUGGCAUUUGUUUGGGGUCGUGGAGAACUAUAAAGUUUUGCAGUCAAAAUACGAGAGUUCGUGGAGAAAAAUGUGGCUUUUAAGACCCAGGAUCCGCACUGAUGGCCUCUAUGUGAGCAGGAACACUUAUAUUCGAGCUGGAGUGCGAGAGUGGAGCGUAACCAAUCCAGUUCAUUUGGUUUGCUAUUUCCGUUACAUGAGAUUUUCAUCUUCGGGGAGGUUCCUCUACAAAAAUUCUUCUCAAGUGGUCAAAGAUGUUGCGAAAUACAUGAACUUUCGAGCAGCUAAAGGUGAUGGUUUAUUCACCGGUCGUUACUCUCUGAAUGAUGAUCAGGUUGAAGCUGCUUUUCUGUAUCCUGGGUUACGUCCUACUUUAUGGAAAAUCCGCUUAAGUAGGUUAAGAGGGACACAACAAGGUGCAAACAAUCGUAUGGAUUUGCUCUCGCUUGUGACUAGUAGAGUGAACAGUGAAGGCAUAAGUGGACCGGAGGAGGAGGUCCUCGGGGCGGUUGAUGCCUUGGAGGAUGAGAUCACUCGUACAUCUCACCGGAGAGGUCUGGCUGCUUUCGUCUUUGUUCCUUUCGAAGAGGUGGAGACCUGUGUGCUGAACCUACCUGUGGAGAAGAUGGAUUAUUACGUCCCUGGCUAGAUUAUCCUCGAGUCCCUUUUCUUCCAUCUGUAAAUAAUAGCAUUGCGUUCGCGUGUGGCCCUUCGGUAAAUAUGUAUCUCUGUAUGUUAGCAGCAUAAAUUCCUGUUCAAAGUGACGGUAAUAAUAGGGCUAUCGGUCUCCAAAACAGCAAAGUGUGUUUGUUGUUGUGAAAAAAACUUGUAAUCUCAGCCAUCCUUUGAAACAAGUUUUGAUCUGGCCGCCGCGCGCUCUGGUUAUAGGUAUUGUAGAACAGUUUGGGCUUUUGAAUUGUACAAUAACUAGUCGGAGCUGUUUUGAGUUCGUAUCUUCUCUGUAAAGUCGAAAAGACGAUGCUAUUGCUUGGAACUGAAUCAUUCAUUGCAUCAUAUUCAUAAAUCAUUUCAAUGUAUGAAAUGUGAAAUUCAGCAUGACAUUACAUAGCUGUCCAUCUACACAGGUGAAGAUGCUCCAACAGAGUUGGAACUUCCUCGAUCGUAGUGGGCGAGCGUGAACUUAUUACAGUCAUCGGUCGUCGUCUUCUUGAAUCCGAAAUUCGGUACAGGUGGGUUACAGCGUCUUCGCUAUAUGCUGGAUUUGGGAUCUCCGGAGUCUACAAUCGAUCCCCACGAUGGGUUCCGAGGAAGAAAUGUGUCCUGUCAAACCAGAGCAGAGGAGAGAACGAUCAGCGUUCUAGGUCAAAAAAAUUCAAGGGUAGAGGUGUGCACAUAUGAACUGCGCAAUUUCGCUACAAUGUUCACACAACAUCUAUGAGAACGUUGCUCACAGCGCCCGAAAUCGACACCAUAGCCGAGUUGCGGUGAACUAAGAUUGGUUGGCAAUUUGUAGCAAAGACACCAACAUCCCACUGGAGAUUUGCAAUUCUAUCAUCCAAAAGAUUUGCAAUUCUCGGAUCAUUUAACUCAAAAUCAAAGCAAUUUUUGGGAAUCUCAGCUCCAGACCAUAAUCGGUUAAGCCCUUAAAAUAGAUUUACCUAACAAGAGCAAUUGAGUGAUAUAGGGGAAUUUCAAUCAGAUCAGAAGAAGAGUAUACAGGUGAGGGAGAGGGAGAUUUACGGAGACGUAGGAGCAAGAGGGGAUGACGGAGAUGGAAUUGGCGCCGGCGUGGCGGAAGGCGGCGACGCAGAGGUGAGAAGCCAUACCCAGACCUCGCUUCGAUGGAGGGACGAAGGUGUGGACGAUGUCCAUUACUUUCUCUUUCCGCAUCACGUACUGGAGGUAUGCCUCCUUGUCCUCCGUCUCGAACUUCCCAUCCUUCUCGUUGUGCAGUAUCGCCGGCGUCUCUGGUUUCGCCGCCGCCGUCUCCGUAGAUGCCAUCUUCUCCCUUCUCGCUCUGAUCUCUCUGCCGGCGCUUUUGUGUUCCCGACUGGAUAUUUUUUACAACUGUUGCGGAAAAGUAGGCGAUUUGUUUAUCAGGG